Molecule: messenger RNA, 2052 nt
Organism: Prunus armeniaca (apricot)
Lineage: Eukaryota; Viridiplantae; Streptophyta; Magnoliopsida; Rosales; Rosaceae
Source: the annotation of a GenBank genome assembly
AUGACAAAUCUUAGAAAUACAAGAAAACCACCAACAUUGGUGCUUAAAAUUUUCCCACAUUCCACACACCAAAACUCUGCCCUCUCCUCCUUCACAAUCCAAACCCCAUAUGCCAAUCAAAACAGAGAAGCUGUUCCCGUCAACUUUCCCUCUCGCCCACAACAAGAAACUCACUUGGUUUCCACCGGUAACAUGGCCUUGAAGAGCACACCCACUCAAUUUUGCAAUGAAUCUAAACCGUUUGAUCAACGUGAAUUUGGCAAUAUCAUUAAGUCAAAUAAGUUGAUCACAAGUUAUAUUCGAGCCGGGGAUUUAGAUUCUGCUCGUAGGGUGUUUGAAAAGAUGACAGUUAGGACAACAGUUACUUGGAAUUCAAUUUUAUCCGGGUAUGCGAAAAUGCCUGGGAAGAUGAAAGAAGCCUGCGAGGUGUUUGAGAAAUGUCCUGAACCAGACUCUUGUUCAUAUAAUAUUAUGUUGGCUUGUUAUUUACACAAUUUUGAUGUUGAUGCUGCUUUGGAAUUCUUUCGCAAGAUGCCUGUCAAGGACACGGCUUCUUGGAAUACUAUGUUAUCAGGGUUUGCUCAAAAUGGGAAGAUGAGAGAAGCACAUGAGUUAUUUUUGGUGAUGCCAGAGAAGAAUAGUGUCUCAUGGAGUGCAAUGAUUUCCGGUUAUGUGAAAUGUGGGGAUUUGGACAUGGCCGUGGAGUUGUUUGAGGUGGCACCGGUUAAGAGUGUCGUGGCAUGGACUGCUAUGGUUACAGGGUACAUGAAGUUUGGGAAGAUUGAAUUAGCCGAGAAAUUAUUCAGAGAGAUGCCUAUGAAAAAUUUAGUAACUUGGAAUACUAUGAUUUCUGGUUAUGUUGAAAAUUGUCAAGCUGAAGAGGGUUUAAAGCUUUUUAGGUCAAUGGUCGGAUAUGGGGUUAGACCGAACCCGUCAAGUUUGUGUAGUGUUCUACUGGGUUGCAGUAACCUCUCUGCAUUGCAGAUGGGUAAACAGGUACAUCAACUGAUUUAUAAAUUUGAAUUAUAUAAUGAUACAACUGCAGCGACCUCUUUGGUUAGCAUGUAUUGUAAGUGUGGGAAUUUGGGGGAUGCUUGGAAGUUGUUUAUUGAGAUGGCACGAAAAGACGUUGUUACUUGGAAUGCUAUGAUUGCUGGUUAUGCUCAACAUGGAGCAGGUCUCAAAGCUCUCGAUUUGUUUGACCGGAUGAGGAAUGAGGGAGCAAAGCCAGAUUGGAUCACAUUUGUGGCAGUCUUAAUGGCUUGCAACCAUGCAGGGUUGGUAGAUCUUGGAGUACAGUAUUUUAAUUCAAUGGCAAGGGAUUAUGGAGUUGCAGCUAAGCCGGACCACUAUACGUGUAUGGUAGACCUUCUUGGUCGAGCUGGUAGGCUAGUUGAAGCUGCGAAUUUGAUAAAGGAAAUGCCGUUCGAACCACAUUCUGCCAUAUUUGGAACUCUUUUGGGUGCCUGCCGGAUCCACAAGAACUUAGAGCUAGCUGAGUUUGCUGCCAAGAAAUUGCUUGAUCUUGAUCCAACGAGUGCAGCUGGUUAUGUUCAACUUGCUAAUGUUUAUGCUGCAACCAACAGAUGGGACCAUGUUGCGAAGGUAAGGCAAUCGAUGAAAAAAAACCGGGUAGUGAAGACACCAGGGUACAGUUGGAUUGAGGUGAAGAGUGUGGUGCAUGAAUUCAGAUCAGGUGACAGGGCUCACCCAGAAUUGGCAUCUAUACAUGAAAAACUGUUUGAACUGGAUCGAAAAAUGAAGUUGGCAGGCUAUGUUCCAGAUCUUAAUUUUGCCUUACAUGAUGUUGGAGAAGAGCAGAAACAGCAGCUUUUGUUAUGGCACAGUGAAAAACUAGCAAUUGCUUUCGGGCUUAUAAAAGUGCCGGUAGGGACCCCGAUUCGCAUUUUCAAAAACUUGAGAGUUUGCGGGGAUUGCCAUCAUGCUACCAAGUACAUAUCAGCUAUUGAGAAAAGGGAAAUCAUUGUUAGAGAUACUACAAGGUUCCAUCAUUUCAAAGGUGGGGUUUGUUCUUGUGGAGAUUACUGGUGA